UAACGAAGGGCAAGAUAUUCAGGUUUUUAUUGCCAUUGGGUUACAGCGAGUAAGAGAGCUCGGCACUAGUGAGUAGCGAUAUUUUGAAUUUCAAUGUAUCAGCGACGUUAUAUAUUUAACCGCCGUGAAACUGAAUAAGUACAUAGCGAGAUAUCGACCUGAGUUGAUCAAGGAAAUAUAGCAUACAAGGAAACAGUCUAGUCUGUAAACAAUAUUCAUUGCCAAUAUGAAGCCGAAAUCUACAACCAACUCAGCCAAAGAUGUGAAGUUAAAUACGGUUGAAACGAAAAGCAAAUCCGAAGGUGAUCAUGAAUGCGGUAGAAUGGACUACAUCGGGGUUAAUAUGGCAUAUAUUUAUAUUCGUGGCAAGUUAAUGUUCACAAUGAGCGAAGUGGCAAGGAAUUUGUACCCAGAGUGGCCUCGAACGACGUUGAAUGAUCGAGUUAAGCAACUGAAAAUGCAAUGGUAUACAUGUACUGCGAAGGAAAUAGAGAAAGUCCUUUCCGUGAAAGGUAUUGUGAAAUUAGGCGUUCAUUGUACACUCAUUUCUAAGGAAGAUCUCGACAUGUUUAGUAGUGUGUAUAAAGUAGGAUCUCCGGUCGGGAAACCAGUUAAACUAAGCGAAAUAAAGCAGGCUGGGAAGCGAAUUUCAGCGGGUAGUAGAAGCCAGCGUACUGCUAAGGCAUUUGUGCAUUCAAAGACAAACUCCAUGCCUCGCAGUAAUAACAGUCAACAAAGUCAGGCCAAUAAUGGGAACAAAGGCAAAACGCGUGUUAUUGUUAAAAACAUUAAGCUUGACAACGGCAAGGUACUCGAGGGACAUGCGGUCGAUGAAAUAAAUAAAGCCAUUGGUAAACAGUCACACGUGUUUAUUAAGCCAGGUCGAGGGCGAGCUAGAGGCAAACAAUUGAACAAAAUACAAACGAAAGGCAUUGGGAGACCGAAAAAGCGAAAACUUUCAGCCGUGGGCGUAGAUUUAAAGGCUAAACGUCAAAAUGAAAGCUACAAAUAUAUUCCGACGAAACGACACCGUAAAAUGCGCGAAACAAGUUCACCAGACAGCGAUUCUUUCAGCUACGACAGCGGAAUUUCGUCACUGCAACUUGACGCCCCAACACCGCCAAAACCUGGCCGUAAACCAGGAAGACCAAAGAGCCAAAAACAGUUAAAGAUGAACGAAGUGAAAAGGAAAUACAAUAAUAUGAAAGCUAAAAAGGUAAAACAGACAAGUAAAGAUACAGUGAUUGGAAACAAAAGGAAGGGUGAAAUGACAAAAAGAGGAAGAAAGAGCAAGAAGGGUGAAGGAAUAAAAAAGAGAAAAAUGGACAAAAACAGUUGCCCAAAUACUAUAACCAAAGAUCUUAUUAUGAAAAUGGAUUUAAAACAUAUGAAUGACAAGGAUUUGAUCAAUUCAUUAUCACCACUGUCCUCACCAUUGAGUGCUAACCCCACACCCAGUGAUGACCAACCUUACCUUGUUAAAUUAAUGCCAGUGAAACCAGUUUGGCGAGUAAAUUCUAAUUUUAAGUUCAUUUCCAACUUCCAGUUGCCACCAUCUCUUGUUGUUCAGGACGGCCAGCUUAGUCCAGCAUGCAGCAUGAUUUGUAGCCCGGGGAAGAAACCACCAUCUGCACAUCCCAUUUGGAAGUGGAAAGUUGGAGAACGAGUCAUUAGCAAUAAAACUGUUAUCAGUUAUCGCAUGAAAAAGGUUAAAUGUACUUAGGUUUAAGAAAAUUCUUGACUAUAUUUUAGGCAACUGGCAAAGUUAGAAGAUCUUUCAUUAACUUAUUAACAGAGCCAGUUUUCAUCUCUAGCUACUGUUUAUGAAUCUGUUUAUGAUAUUUCACCACAUACUGUACAUAUGUUGUUAUCCUUAGACUGUUAACAUUUGAACUUAUAAAUCAUGUUUUGUUAUUUUAUUCUUUAAACUACGUCAGUUAAUACAACUUUAUAUAUUUCUAAGUUAUUUUUGUCAUAUACAAAAACGAGCCUACAAAAAUCACUAAAUUGUUACAAAAACACCAUUCUCUAUUACAAAAAAAAACAUUGUUCUCUAUUACAAACACAAAAAUAACAGUUAUUUUAUCUGCAAUUUUUAGAAGCGUGUGUUCGUUUACGCAGGAUCAUUAUUGCGCGCAUCACUCGGAAAUUUGCGCGGAUUAUCCCCCC
Messenger RNA from Paramuricea clavata, 2169 nucleotides. The record is from the annotation of a GenBank genome assembly. NCBI's taxonomy places the organism in Eukaryota, Metazoa, Cnidaria, Anthozoa, Malacalcyonacea, Plexauridae.